GAGGCAGGACAUCUUGUCAUCAUUUCCUAGCUCAAAGAACCUUCGUCCUAGUUAGGUGAAUACCGAGCGUUUGUUGUAAUCAUGCACCUCUUCAGUCUUUCAGUCGUUGCAAUCUUGCUAGCUGCCCCCCGUGCACUCGCUGACAGCAGCAGCGCCACGUUGACAUCCUCUCUACCUGUACCCGCCUACAACUGCACAGCAGGGAAUGCACCUCUUAUAGGGAGACAAAUUUGUUUGCCAGAGGUGGUACGAAGCCUGCAUGUGCGACUGCACUCAAGUCAAACCUGUGAACUGCAAGCGGUGGGGGAAGGGUCCUGACCCUAUUUCCAGUGGUAUUCCGGGAAGCGGGGCAGGCUGCAUGCCAGUUUGCAAAUAGUGGUGCCCCUGGUAGUUUGUACGUUA
Lasiosphaeria miniovina is the source of this 402-nucleotide messenger RNA. RefSeq lists its product as uncharacterized. The coding region runs from base 82 to 318 and encodes 78 amino acids. The transcript has 3 exons. NCBI's taxonomy places the organism in Eukaryota, Fungi, Ascomycota, Sordariomycetes, Sordariales, Lasiosphaeriaceae. The record is from RefSeq and is a predicted model, not a curated record.